Messenger RNA from Scatophagus argus, 1710 nucleotides. Its product is annotated as fibroblast growth factor 14-like. The record is from RefSeq and is a predicted model, not a curated record. Gene Ontology annotation, molecular function: growth factor activity; fibroblast growth factor receptor binding. Gene Ontology annotation, cellular component: cytoplasm. Lineage: Eukaryota; Metazoa; Chordata; Actinopteri; Scatophagidae. The transcript has 5 exons. Bases 435 to 1190 code for a protein of 251 amino acids. Gene Ontology annotation, biological process: positive regulation of protein phosphorylation; animal organ morphogenesis; positive regulation of gene expression.
AGGGCUGAAUUGCUCUGUGGGACAUUUUUCUCCCGUUCAGAUAUUCUUGUUUGUCUCUCCUGUUGACCGAACACAAAUUGACAGAAGGGGUCCGGUAAAAUCGGCUGGAAGAGCCGUUCAGUGACAGCUGCUGUUAUUUGACUGACAGACAGACCGGUGAAACGUGACGGACAGGUAAACCGCUGUACCUUUUUAAUCAAUGGCCCGGGGGAUAAAGACAACAGAAAAUAUGCUGUAACGUGAAGUGGUGUGUUUAUUUUGGACUUCACCGCGUUGUGACUGAAGUAUGGAGCCGUUAUAGCUGGUAAAGCGGAGACUGGAGGUUUGUGUCUGGGUUUUGUCUGCGUUCUGUCCCCUCCGGUGGACACAACUGAAGAGACUGGAGACACGGACAGAGACCCGGCUGUUUUUGUGUCGGCUGUUUCGGCGGAGACAUGGCAGCGGCGAUCGCCAGCGGUUUGAUCCGACAGAAGCGACAGGCGAGAGAGCAACACGCCCACCGACCGACAACUCACCGGCGGCGGAAGAGCCCCGGCAAGAAGCAGGGGCUGUGCAACGGGAACCUGGUCGACAUCUUCUCCAAAGUCCGGAUAUUUGGCUUGAAGAAGAGAAGGCUACGGAGACAAGAACCACAGCUGAAGGGCAUAGUGACCAGGUUGUUCUGCAGGCAAGGCUUCUAUCUCCAGAUGGGCCAGGAUGGAAGUCUGGAUGGGACCAAAGACGACAGCACCAACUCCUCUCUGUUUAACUUAAUUCCUGUGGGUCUGAGAGUCGUGGCCAUCCAAUCAGUCAAGACCGGCCUCUACAUCGCUAUGAACGGAGAGGGUCAUCUCUACUCAUCGGAACUGUUUACAGCCGAGUGUAAGUUUAAGGAGUCGGUGUUUGAGAACUACUAUGUGAUCUACAGCUCCAUGCUCUACAGGCAGAAGGAGUCGGGUCGGGCCUGGUUUCUGGGCCUCAAUAAAGAGGGGCAGGCCAUGAAGGGCAACAGGGUCAAAAAGACCAAACCGGCUGCACACUUCCUGCCUAAACCUAUAGAAGUUGCGAUGUACCGAGAGCCUUCGUUGCACGACGUAGGGGAGGCGGUGCCUAAACUCGCCGGGGGCCCGCCUUCUAAAAGCACAACCAGCGAACCGGUCGUCAUGAAUGGCGGCAAACCAGUCAACAAACCCGACAAGGAGGAGACAUAACGCCGUCCCACUUUUUACACUCCCCCCAAGUCAACUGGAAGCCAGGAAAACCAGAGACUCGCCCCACUGCUUAAAAAAAAAAAAAAAAAAAAAAAAAAUUCAUCUGAAAAAUUAAAAAAAAAACAGCGACAAAACAAACAAACAACAGCUCAAGUUCUGUCUGGUCAGCAGUGGGGCCGCACAUCCCGCCUCACCUCUCUCCCAGUUGGAGUUGUGGGGCGGGGCCUGAGGGACAGAGCGCUGCAGCUGGUGACGGGAUGAAGAGGGGAGGGAUGAAGACAGUAAAGUCACGCCAAUGCCAGCCAGAUAUUCUGGAAGUGGGACAAGUGGCAUGCCCUCAUACGGGACACAAAAUGACUUCUUCAGAAUAUAAACAAAACAAAGGAAAAAAAAUGGGGGAAAAAAAUGUUGUCUUCACCGGUAUUUUUCUGUGACAAUCUGUAAGAAUGAGGCCCCUUUUUCUUCUCCUGAUAUUUUCUGUUGCCAGGUAUGCUCACUUGCUGAUGGCUACGGACACACA